AUGAGGGAGAGGAAACGUAUGCAAAGCAUCAACGAAGCAUUCGAAGGACUUCGACAUCAUAUUCCUACAUUACCGUACGAAAAAAGACUCUCAAAAGUAGACACUUUACGUUUAGCUAUUGGUUAUAUUGGAUUCCUAACAGAGAUUAUAAACUCCGAUGUUCGACACAACGAGAACCUCUGCAGCCGUCCUCGUAUCGAAAAACAGAAGAAAGUUAUGAUCCGUCAUAGAGGUCUAGGUAAGAGUUGAAUGUUCAAUUACUAAUACCUUUUUAUGUGCCUUUAUAUCGGAAUACAUUUACGUACUUAAAUAUUAUUGAAAUAAAAAUUCUGUGUGUAUUAUGUUUUUCUUAUCUUUGACUUUGUGAUUUUAAGACUUAGUUUGGUCAGUUGUUAUACCCCUCUGUAUGUUAAGUUUAGCAGAAAUUUAGUUGGCAUUUCUUUGUUAUACAUUUGUGUCAUCAGGUUAUUUUACGACUGAUAGAUGAUGUUCAAUGUAAUAUCAGUUUAGAGCGCGGUGACGGUAUAGUUUUUCUCAUCAAGUAAAUCACGGUUGAAUAAUGCGUAAUGAAAAAGUAUUAAUUAUAGUUUUCUUAAUAUUUCAGACGUACCAAAUGAAUUUGGCCUAUCACCUUUAAGAGGACAUUCGCUAUCAUGGACAGACAAAUCAAAAUCCAGGCAAAACACAAUAAUGACUGCCAAAGUAUGGACACCUGAAGACCCAAGACAAAAUAACACUUGUUCAGUUUCGUUUCAAAUGGCGUAUGAAUAGUCUAUAUUUGCGCGGGAAACACAUCAAUACAUCGACAUCAGUAAGAAAUGCUGCUAUGCUGCUAGUCGAAAAGUUGCUGAAGCAAAGAUUUAUGAUGGCUUGUCUCACAAUGCAUAUCAUAAACAAAACUUGAUUCAGAAGGGAAAUGAUAUACUAAUGUAUUCUAAAUAUGUACACGCAAAGGUGUUUUUGUAAAUGUAAAACGAUAGAUUUUUAAUAAAGCUCUUUUCACUUUUGUAAACAGUUUAUAUUUAUUAUUUUUCUUCAUCUGUUUGACUGUUCUCUUACCUCUGGGCCUGGCUAUUUGUGCGGUUUGCUACAUGUGCUGCUAUAGUUUCACCUGUCCUGUUUGCGACUACAUUAUAAUCAUUCACAGAGCAGCUUGUUAUGGAAAACAGUGUCAAUGACGAUUGGGGGAGGAUAAAAGCUCAAGAAUAGCAAAAGAACAACACAUUUAGCAACUUAACAAAUUAACUGCAGGUUUUUCUCCAAAGCUUGUGUAACUUCGGAACGUGCAGUCGAGUGCGUGAUAUUUGGCGCCAGAUUGCUACAUUGAGCCUGCACAAAAAGCUAGCUAAUAAGUAAAUUAAGUUUGUACAACUGUGAAUAUCUCAUUUUUGCUGUAUUCUAUUAAUUUUCUGUAAGGGAAACAUAGCUAGAAACUAAACAAUGCUUUUACAUCAACUUUAUUAUCAGAAAUUGUUCUCAUCACUGAGAGUGUAAACGGAAGAUAAAAAUAUAAGCACAGGCACCCAUGUGUUACUUCAAGGUCUUGAAAACAAUCGUAAGGUCAGCCCAUUGUCUUAAGGCAUUUAACAAAAGGCAAAAUUAAUCAAAAUUUGACUUUUUACCUUUUAGAAAAAACAAAUCACCUUCAAUGCAUUUAACUUACAAAAACAUCGCAGAGACUUUUAUUGAUUUGCCGCUGUUAUUUUGAAGCAUGAAAUAUAGCUUGAGGGCGACAUCAACAUGACAAUAAGAGAGAAUUAAAAAGGAAAAUGGGCAGCAGUUACUUAAGUGCAAAGAAAAAAGUUCAUAGAUUUUAGUAAUAAAGAAAUGACUAGGACAUAAAUGUAGAUUCACUUAUUCUCGGCAGCGAAAUGUCAAGCAAUUUUCUCACAAGUAAUAAGUUAGAAUUUUUUUAAGGCAUGUGCUCCUCUUUGUCAAUGCCAUUUUCUAAUUACUCAGCUUGGACUCACCUUAGAAAACCAACGAGUAUUAAUAUUGUAUAUAUCAUGAAAUUGUUCUCAAAUGUUUUGCUGAGCUAUAUACAAACUUUCAUAUUGUUUAUAUUAUAUAUAGGUGUUUAUCUCUCAGUUCAACUCGUGUGCUUCAAUGCGUUGCUUAGGUUUGUAACCCCGAACACAACGUGGCAUGAAUGGGUAGGUUUUCAUUGAGCACAUACAGCCACGCCGUUCAAGGCAUUAGCUUUCCUUUGUUUGGGCAAAUUCAAAUAGACUUAGCAGAUGUUCUAGCCACAUAAAAUAAAUUUUGAAUGAUAAUGAGCUUAAACAUGUGACAAACUUAAGAAAUCUUGGCAAAUUCGGCGAAUUUUUCGCAGCCAAACGCAGUUUUUUGCACUCGAAUCCGUUGGAAUUUGAGGUAUUUCCAUAAUUGGGACCCCCAAAAUCGAGCUGUUUUCCCAACUCGAGCAAGGAUAUUCGUGGCAGCGUUGUACGGCAAACAGUUUAAAGUUAAUUAAGGUUUAAGUUGGAUGCAUUGUCUCUUUGCAAUGUCAAUAGCAUUGAUGUAUCCUUUCAAUGCUUCUUUCAAUGUUUAGUAAACCCCAAGAGAAACGCCCAAUUGUGAUCACCUUGGUUCUUUCAUUUAUACACGUGCUUUUUACAUCGAGGAUUAUUAAUUAAUCUCUCCGUGUGGAGACACGAACCGAAAAAACAAAUUAAUAGAAUGAAAAAAUGCAGUUACCUCAACAACAGUCCAUAAGAGUCCUCUUCACUUCGUCUUCAUUUAGACAAA
Molecule: messenger RNA, 2748 nt
Organism: Paramuricea clavata
Lineage: Eukaryota; Metazoa; Cnidaria; Anthozoa; Malacalcyonacea; Plexauridae
Source: the annotation of a GenBank genome assembly